Hemibagrus wyckioides is the source of this 2037-nucleotide messenger RNA. Its product is annotated as zinc finger protein 721-like. The coding region runs from base 132 to 1643 and encodes 503 amino acids. Gene Ontology annotation, biological process: regulation of transcription by RNA polymerase II. NCBI's taxonomy places the organism in Eukaryota, Metazoa, Chordata, Actinopteri, Siluriformes, Bagridae. Gene Ontology annotation, molecular function: DNA-binding transcription factor activity, RNA polymerase II-specific; RNA polymerase II cis-regulatory region sequence-specific DNA binding. The transcript has 3 exons. The record is from RefSeq and is a predicted model, not a curated record.
CUGCUGGCUGAGUAAAGCGGAAGAACCCAGUGAUGCAGGUUAAAAAAGCGAGAGAGGGCUCCCGAUUUUUGUGGCAGAGAUAUUUGUUUAUCUAGGAAACAGUUGUGAAGAUUGCAAUAAGGACCAACAAGAUGCCGGCGUGUGUGACUCUGGAGACUCAGAUUUCCACCGUGAUGGAGAGUCUGACCCGAGCGGCGGUGGCGGAGAUCUGCAAACUGAUCAACAGCGAGUGUGUGGAGAUGCGGUUGGAGAUCCGCAGGGGCCAGAAAGAGAUCGAAGCCCUGAAAGGAAAAAUACGGGAUCUGAAAAGAGAGGCACAUAAUCCUUCUUUGGUCGCAGUGUCUUUAAUCGAGCCUCAGACAAAUCGGAGAGAUGGAGAUAACAGAUUCGAUGAUCUCAGCACAGUGCCUGAUUGUCAGAAUGAAGAAAAGGAUAAGAAAACAAAUACUCCAGCACCAGUGAAGAACCUACAGGAGAAUGAGGUUCAAGCAGGAAGCAGGAAUUCUCUUCCAAACUCUGGGAGUAAGCGCAAUCAGACGAGUAUGUUUUCCCCAUCUGAAAGCGGAGUUCAGUUGAAGGAGUCCCAAAUCCUUAUAGACUCAUUGACCACUGAAUGUAUAGCUGACAUCCGAGGACUCAACACUGCGGCUGUAAAGGUGGAGGGUACGAGUCCACCUGUGUCCACUGCCAAUUGUGUUUCAGAGGUCUAUCAAUCUGACCAUGCGCAAUGCACAAACACACACAGCCAUUCAACCGGAGACGACAGUAAUCAGUUUGGCUCUGCAGAAGAGCUUUGGUCACAAUCUCAUUAUUCAGCGCAUUUCCAUAACAAACAGCUCACUGAAGAAGACUCGAACUACAAAUAUGAGACAGACUUUAAUCAUAUAAAUGGGCAUCGCAGCAAUGAAGGGAACACUAAUGGAUUGCUUCUAAAGACUGAGGAGAAUGAGGAACCUUUAACAAAGACAACAAAUGAACUGGCACCGUGUGGAAUGAUGGACAGCGAGGCUUUGUCUUGGCCGUCAUUAACUUCGGUUAACUUUCCGGUAAGUGGUGGAGGUCCAGGCUGCUCUUCGAUGCUCCAACAGACUAUACACGCUUCUCACCCUGAACACCCUGGAUUUCACCUCAGCAUGACCGGAGAGAUUGAGUAUACAAUUGAGCCUGAAGCAAAACAGGGAGGAGGAAGAAAUAUACAGGACAUGAUUCACACCUCAGCACUUAGACAGAGCUCCACAGUGUCCGCAAUGCUGACAAAAGCGAAGGCUCUGCCAAUAGCAGAUAUGCGGCAUAAGCUGUUCUCUUGCUCUUUCUGUCCUAAGAGUUUCCAGAGUGGUGCAGACCUGAAGAGACAUCAGCGCAUUCAUACAGGCGAGAAGCCGUACGGUUGCGCCGUGUGUGGGAAGCGCUUCUCCCUCAGGGGGAACCUUGUCACCCACGAGAGGGCACACAGUGGCAGCAAGCCCUUCAUUUGCCGCCAGUGUGGGAGAGCCUUUGCCCACGGCUCAAACUUAAGGGCCCAUCAGCGUGUCCAUACUGGAGAAAGGCCUUUUCAUUGCUCUCUGUGCGACAAGACGUUUGCGUGGUACUAUCCCUUCAAAAGGCACCUCAGCUUGCAUUUUCUGAAUAGUCAAAACUCCUGAUUACAUUUGUGUUUUUUGUAAGUAACACCUACCAGGCCCGGUAUUGUCUUGCAAAUCACUACAGGCUUUGAAACUAAAAUGAGCACUUAGUACUGUUUGUACCUCGAUGUGACUGUGGUUGUGUUUUAAUUUUUGUUUUUAAGUAAGCUUUCAGCAGGAAAUGGGAAGUCCAGAUAAUAUGCUAUGAAAAGCUUAGAAUUGAGUGUCUUAGUUUGUUAGAGAACACUAUCAUGCAUUGACUAACCUAAUAAACAUGACUAAUGAACCUAAUUAAAAGAAAUUGCUCUAUUUAUUUGCCGAAGGAAGCACAUUGCCUCUGUCAUCUUGCACUUUGUAGGUGUGCCUCCUGCAGUUUUUGGACUUGGACCACUCCAAGGUGUGUUAGCUAUAAAGC